Messenger RNA from Belonocnema kinseyi, 1403 nucleotides. Its product is annotated as zinc finger MYM-type protein 1-like. Bases 48 to 1403 code for a protein of 451 amino acids. The record is from RefSeq and is a predicted model, not a curated record. NCBI's taxonomy places the organism in Eukaryota, Metazoa, Arthropoda, Insecta, Hymenoptera, Cynipidae. The transcript is spliced from 4 exons.
GAAAAACAGUGUUUAUUAAUCAGAACAGGAAAAUAUGACGCAUUGAAAUGAAUGAUUAUCGAAAAAAAUUGAGCGGCGCUGCAUAUAAAAAGCGAGCGGCCGAAAAAUCACAAAAAGAACAAGAAGCGUUGCAGAAAACUCGUAAACUCGAUUCUUUUUUCAAAGAAAAACAAAUUGAUGAGAAAUGCGUUCAUGACACAAAUGAAGAGUAUUCUGAAAAACGAGGUUCCAAUGAAUUGCGUCGAAAUUCAUUGAAUGACUGUUCAAAAUCGACUGAAAACAAAGGAGAACGAUCGAGUUAUAAUCGGGAAUAUAAUUCAGUAGAACGAGAGUGCGAUAACGUGUGCGAAAGUUUGACAGAAAACAAUUCAGAACCAACUGAGAAAUACCGAGAUAGUAACGAAUCGUUACAAGAUUCAGUAGCAGCAAAUGUCUUUAAGCUAAAGCAAUUAGCUAACACUCAAAACAGAAUCGAUGGCAAUUUAACCUCUCAACUUGAGGGGGAGAUUUCCUAUUGGAAAAGUAUUUUACGUAGAGUUGUUUCAGCUACAAAAACUUUAGCUUCGCGUGGUCUUGCGUUUAGGGGUAGCGAUGAAACAUUAGGCUUACCAGAUAAUGGCAACUUUCUAAUGCUGAUCGAAUUUCUCGCGGAAUUUGAACCUUUUAUGAAGGAUCACAUCAGGAAGUUUGGCAACAAGGGCUCUGGUAGAACUAGUUAUUUAACUAAAGUAACGUAUGAAAAAUUUCUUGCGUUGAUGGCGGAAGCGUUGUCAAAAACUAUAAUUGAAGAAAUUAAAAAAGCGAAAUAUUAUUCAAUAAUAGUAGAUUCAACACCUGAUGUAUCACACGUAGACCAACUUGCCUUCGUAAUUAGAUAUGUCACUGACGAUGGUGAUCCGGUAGAACGUUUUUUGUUAUUCGUUAAGAAUCCCAGGCAUAAGGGGCAUGAAUUGGCAGAUUCAGUUGUUUCUACUUUGGAGGCUUUCGGCCUGAAAGUUAUUGAUUGCAGAGGUCAAUCUUACGAUAACGCCAGCAAUUGUUCAGGCAUGUACAAGGGUUUACAAGCGCGAAUUCGCGAAAUCAAUGGUUUAGCUAUUUAUGCUCCAUGUGGUGCUCACUCUUUGAAUUUGGUAGGAGUUCAUGCAGUGGAAAGUUGUUCAGAAGCAGUUUUAUUUUUUAACGUGCUUCAAAUAUUGUACAAUUUCUUCACAGCGUCUACACAACGAUGGGAAAUUUUAAGGUCCACUGAAAAAACUAAAUCAAUCACACUAGCAUCUUUGUCCACUACUAGAUGGUCUGCUCGUGAUGCCGCAGUUGAGGUUUUGAAUCAAUAUUUUCAGGACAUAGUUGAGAUUUUAAAAACGAUAGAAAAAACUGAUACGGAAAAUGCAAUCACCAAAUAG